This is a messenger RNA of Plasmodium cynomolgi strain B, 2289 nucleotides long. RefSeq lists its product as hypothetical. Lineage: Eukaryota; Apicomplexa; Aconoidasida; Haemosporida; Plasmodiidae. The transcript has 3 exons. Bases 574 to 2289 code for a protein of 571 amino acids. Gene Ontology annotation, molecular function: chromatin binding; protein binding. The record is from RefSeq and is a predicted model, not a curated record. Gene Ontology annotation, cellular component: cytoplasm.
UUAAUGUGUGUAACAUUUUUUCGUAAUUAUGUGAGGCUCAUUAUGCGUUUUUUUUUUUUUUUUUUACGUAAUCUUUUUUAAGUGUUGUAAAAUUUGUUGUCUUUUAUAUGUUCUCUUAAAAGUGUGCAUAUAUGGGCAAAUAUAUAUGUGUGUUUAUCGGAUGAGUGUUUACCCCCCUCAAUUGUGCCCCAAUAUUAUUUUUUUCUCAUGUGCCAUUUUUCUUUGUAAGUUUAUUUGGCCUCCCUUUCAUUUUUAAAGGGUAUGACAACAGUGAACUUGUUUUAAAAAAAAGUUUUGCUGUUUUGAUCUCCCAAUAUUUCUCCUACAAAUUGGACACUGCGAUUAAAUACCCAACUGCAGCUAAAUCUCGUGUUAGGAGACUCUUAAUGAGUGAAUUUUUCCAACGACACAAGGUUUUCUUCCGUUCACCAUCAAAAGAAAGAGUAAUAGGGCCAAUAGUAUCGUUUUUUCGAAAAGAACUGCUGCAGCGUUUUGGAUAAACCGCCAUACCAAUAGCAGCCGAAUAUAGCACGACGAAUUGCAAUCAUAUCACCCUGUCUCCCCAUCAGCAAAAUGUCGGAUAUAUCAGACUUUUCCGAAACUGAGGAGUUUUCCGAAAAUGAAAAGCAAAAGAAAUUCUUCAAAAAGAAAAAGUCCAAAAACUCCACUCUCUCACAGAACUACACGACAGACAAAGCGGAGAUGUUCAGCAAAAACAGCAGCAUGCGAAGCGUUGACAAUGCUUUGGACGUGAAUGGAAAAUUAUCUAUUCAAAAGUCAGGAACAUUCGCAUCAUCAAAAAGUGGCGUGACGAAAAAGGGGUCUCAAGAUGAUAAUAUGCUAGUUGGAAAUGAAUCCAAAUCGUUCAAAAAUUUAUAUAGUUCCUCUAAGCUGAAUGAAGAAGGGAAACCCAGUUCCACUCCCAGCCCCAACUCAAGAGUAGCGGAUUGUGUCAUGUCCCCACCAGAAUUUUUUCUGUCGCAUAUUUAUCAUGAUAAUAAAGUGUUUACAAAAAAGUAUGGCCACUCUAUAGUAGAAUACGAGAAUGAGUUCUUCAUAUACGGGGGAAUCAAUUCGAAAAAUGAAUAUCUGGACGAAUUUCUAACAUUUACUUAUGGCCUCAACACAUUUACAUCUAAAAAGUUGAGUGUAAAUCCAGGGAAAAGAGCCUAUUCGUCUAUGACAUUAACAUACAAUAUUAAUAACAACCCAUCGUUAUUGUUAUUUGGAGGAUUAUGUGGGCCAAAUGUACUGGCAAAAGAUUGCUACAUGUAUGACUUUAUGGAAGAUACAUGGUCUAAGUAUACCUACAAAUUAGAGUCCAUUCCAGGAACAAGAUAUGGGCAUUCUUACACCUUUUGCUCUAGUACUUAUACGACCGUUAUUUGGGGAGGAUUGAACAGAAAUAAUGAAUUGUUAAAUACGGGUCAUAAAUUUAUUGGUGGAGAAUGGUCAGAAAUAAAGCAUAAAGGGAUAUGUCCAUCGGGAAGAGUCUUUUCUUCCAUAGUUUGGCUAGAUAGAGUUACAAAAGAUAAUAUCAAUUAUAAAUUUCUCUAUCUGUUUGGAGGGGACACGACAAAUAAAGGGACACCAACAGAUGAAUUAUGGGUAUAUAAUUUCAACCAUGAGAACUGGACAAUGGUGAAGAAUUCCUCUGGGGAAGCCCCUUGUCCUAGGUGGAAACAUGGAGCUGUUAUUAUUGAUAAGAAUAUGUGGAUCAGUGGUGGGUUAUGUUCUGGGUGGUUUUCAAAUUAUUCCAUUCCCGAUUUGUAUAUAGCAUCCAAGCAGAUUCAUAAUUGUUACGAUUAUGGUACGUUAAAUUUGCAUUCAUUGACAAAGGCUUUCUUUCUUUUCGGAGGCAAAAAUGCUAACAACGACCCCACCUCAAAUGUGUGUAGGUUUGCACCUCUAUGCACAAGUGUGUCUAUUAUGACUAUGAGAAAUGAGAUAAAGAGAUUUUCCAACUAUGUCCUUGAAGUGAAAAAGGAGUCCGAAGAAACGGCAAACAAUGUGUCGGAAAUGCAGAAAAUUAUUCACACCUUCAGUUUAGAUAUAAAAGAUUUCAAGAUAUUAUUUGAGGCUCUCACACGAAGUAUACAACUGCUUAGGGAAAACAUAGAGAACGUGGAUAAGGAAGUGGCUCUUCUGAGGCAGAAGCUUUCUGAAGAUGAGAAGAAGGGGGAGGUUGCUGAGAAGGCACCCGCAGCGGGCGUCGAGCCUUCAGCCGCGGAACCAGUUGCCGACGGGGAAGUUAAGGCAAAUGAGGCAGGAAAAGCGGAGGGGCCAUGA